AUGGACACAUCGGACGACAAUGAGCAAAUUGAAGAGCUAAUCUAUUCGGAGGAAGGUGAGGAAUAUGAGGAGGAGACUGUGGAUAUUCUGCAAGCGGAAGAGGAGGAGGAACAGCUUGAGGAGGACUAUGAAGAUGAGGAAGAAGAAGCCAGCACUUCGCAGGUUAUCGCCACUGAUGGGGGAUCCAUGAAGAAUUACUUGUGCAUCAAGUCCAGUGCGGGAACGACGAUUCCCGUGCAGGUGAAGAGCGUGCCGACCAUCAGGAAUCAAGCGAUUGCGUCUCAGGUACAACGCCUCAUGGGGAAGCAGGUGACAAUUGUUUCCAAGACAGUUCCGAGUCCGGCAACUCCCGUUGCCAUUGCAUCGCGUCCUCAGCAGCUGUCAGGACAGCGGAUUGCCCUUCAGAGUGGCGCGAAGAAGAUUGUUACAAUAUCCCCGUCGACGCAGCAGCAGUACAAAGUUGUUUCCUCCAGUGGAACUCCGACGUAUUUGAGUAAGGUGAAGACAUUGGGAACGAGUCCGGGGCAGAAGAUUAUCGUCAAGACAUCCCCCGGGGCGAUGGGAUCCAAAAUCAGUGGAACAUUCAUUGACAUGGCUGGUAGUGGGCAGAAGCACAUCGUCCACAGUUCUCCCAACAUAAUUAAUCUCGGAGCAUCAUCGUCGCAAAUUCAGAGUCGCCCGACGCCCACAAUGAAGGCUAUUAAUGUUUCCAACAAAGUUCAGGUGGUUCGUGUAAUAAAUCCCAAGACACAGCAGCAAUCCCUGCAGAAGAUUGUUCUUGCAAGUCCCCAGAAGAUCAAGACAGAACCGGGAACUUCUGGUGCAACGGCGCCACCAAAGCUGGUGAUUCAGGGCAAAAACGGUCAAUGCUUCUACGUGGCUACAUCCCAAUCGAAACCCACUGCCACGAAGUACACGAUUGAGAAUAAGGCCAGCACUUCACAAUCCCGGAAUCCAGUACCUGCAUCAAAGAUUGUACUGGACAAGGAUAAGCUGAAGGUUGUUUUUCCGGAACCGACGAUCCUCAAUUCGAGCGUUGCAACAAACAGCAAAAGCUUCCCGGUGCACGUCUUCACGAGUCGCAGCAACGUCACUCCCGGAACCAAUACCACCGUCACCAAUGUCCGGAACUUCAGCAAUAAGCCCAUCAUUACGGAGCGCAAGGUUGAGAUCAAGGAGAAGAUUGACAUUGAGAAGCUUCUCGAGGGUCAGGGAUUAGGCGAUGGGAAGCGUCGACCGUGCAACUGUACCCGUUCGCAGUGCCUCAAACUCUACUGCGAGUGCUUUGCAAAUGGGGAAUUCUGCAAGAACUGCAACUGCAAGGAGUGCUACAACAGUCUUGAGCACGAAGAUGAACGCCAAAAGGCCAUUCGCCUGUGUCUCGAUCGCAAUCCCAAUGCCUUUCGUCCGAAAAUUGGGAAAUUCAGCGAAGAGGACGCAAUCCGGAGGCAACACAACAAGGGAUGCAACUGCAAACGUUCUGGAUGCCUCAAGAACUACUGCGAAUGCUACGAAGCAAAGAUUUCUUGCUCCAACAAUUGCAAAUGCUUCGGAUGCCGCAACGUUGAAGGCUACUUCCCAACUGACGAUGGCACCCCUGUGUCGGGGAUGAAGCGUCCCAGCCAGGAACUCGAGGCGCUCUGCUCCCCGCGCAAGCAGGCGUGCAACUUUAUGACACCUGACGUGGUGGAAGCCUCCAUUCAAUGUAUGAUCGCUCAGGCGGAUGACUGCCAGAAGUCCAAUGUUCCCUUCCUUCUCACCGAGAAGAUGAUCCUGGAGGAAUUCGGACGCUGCCUGGCUGAAAUAAUUGACUUCUCAUUCAACAACACUGACUAAUUUGACCGUUUUCCUUUAUUUUCUUCUUCAUCAAUCCCAAAUUUAUUUCUUCUGUUACAAUUUAUAAUGCCAUUUAUGCGGGUUUAUGCUAAAAUGUAGUCCCAUCAAAAAGUUUUUUUUCUCUGCAAAAUAAAGUUGAGUAAAUUUCAUAAA
Molecule: messenger RNA, 1989 nt
Organism: Lutzomyia longipalpis
Lineage: Eukaryota; Metazoa; Arthropoda; Insecta; Diptera; Psychodidae
Product: protein lin-54 homolog
Exons: 1
Coding region: 1-1836 (611 amino acids)
Biological process (GO): regulation of DNA-templated transcription
Cellular component (GO): nucleus
Source: RefSeq, a predicted model, not a curated record